GACACCGGUAACCUGGGCUGUAUUGGGCAGUGUUCAAUACUGUAAUUAUAUGGUUGCAAAUAGAGAAUCUAGCGAGCACGGCAGCCUUUUAGUUUUGAAGUUUCCAACUACUUUAAUGCUGAAUGAUCGGUUAUACUGUAAAUGGACUAUAGCCAAGAUAGUGGUGGAAAUAUUCGAUUGCCUAGAUAAUGCAUCUAAACCUACUUCUUAG
This is a messenger RNA of Racocetra persica, 211 nucleotides long. The record is from the annotation of a GenBank genome assembly. Lineage: Eukaryota; Fungi; Glomeromycota; Glomeromycetes; Diversisporales; Gigasporaceae.